UUGUUUUUUUACAGGCACUCCUGUUGAGUCAGGUCUUUCCACAGUCUGGACUUACUGUUGAGUGUUUGCAUCAGACUGCAGGACUUUGGAGGUGUUCCUGAGCGUGAGCUCCUCGAGCAUUAUGGAUCCAAGCUUAUUAAAAGAACGGGAGCUCUUCAAAAAACGAGCUCUCUCCAAUCCAUCAGUAGAAAAACGUCCAGCGCUUUCUGAGUCAUCCUCAUCGUCCAAGAAGAAGAAAGCCAAGGUUGAGCAGGGAGGAUCGUCAGGCUCAAAACAAAAUUCAGAUCACAGUAAUGGAUCCUUUAACUUCAAAGCCCUUUCUGGAGGCUCAGGAUACAAAUUUGGAGUUCUUGCAAAGAUUGUAAAUUACAUGAAGACCCGACACCAGAGAGGUGACACACAUCCACUGACUUUAGAAGAAAUUUUGGAUGAAACCCAGCAUUUGGACAUAGGGCUUAAGCAGAAACAAUGGCUAAUGUCUGAGGCGCUAGUCAACAACCCCAAAAUUGAAGUAGUAGAUGGGAAAUACGCCUUCAAGCCCAAGUACAACCUGAAAGAUAAGAAGGCCUUGCUCCGGCUCCUCGAUAAGCAUGACCAGAGAGGCUUGGGAGGAAUCCUCCUAGAAGACAUUGAGGAGGGGCUGCCCAAUGCCCAGAAAGCCAUCAAGGCCUUGGGGGACCAGAUCAUCUUUGUCACGCGUCCUGACAAGAAGAAGAUCCUUUUCUUCAAUGAUAAGAGCUGUCAGUUCACAGUGGAUGAAGAAUUUCAAAAACUUUGGAGGAGCAUCACUGUGGAUUCUAUGGAUGAGGAGAAAAUUGAAGAGUAUCUGAAGCGACAGGGUAUUUCUUCUAUGCAGGAGUCUGGACCAAAGAAAGUGGCUCCCGUCCAGCGGAGGAAGAAGCCAGUGUCACAGAAGAAGCGGAGGUUCAAGACUCACAAUGAGCACUUGGCCGGGGUCUUGAAGGAUUACUCCGACAUUACUCCGGGCAAACAGUGAGCGGUUUCCUUGCGACCAGCUGCGUUCACGGAGGAUCUCGACUGAGGAUGCUCGGGCUGGUGUUGGCUGGAGGGCGGCCCCUUCUCCCUACCUGUGGAGAGAAAGCAGCUCCUUUACAGGACGGGGUGAGGUGCCAGCCUCCUCUGACCUUGCUUGGAUCGAUUGGCCGCGAGGUCAUUCCUCUGGGUUCACUCACUGGUGGAAGAGGUGCCUGCCAGCGCCAUCAUCAUCCGAUGUUCAGCUGUGCUUCUGCUCACGGCUCCACUUCCCCCUUCUGUUAUUAGAGCAAGUUUGCAGAUAGAACUGAACGCAGUGUGUGUUUACUCUACGAGAACCUAUUUAUAAUAAAACCAUUGUGGAAACAUG
Messenger RNA from Phascolarctos cinereus (koala), 1363 nucleotides. It is a transcript of the gene GTF2E2, whose product is annotated as general transcription factor IIE subunit 2. NCBI's taxonomy places the organism in Eukaryota, Metazoa, Chordata, Mammalia, Diprotodontia, Phascolarctidae. Gene Ontology annotation, molecular function: TFIIH-class transcription factor complex binding. Gene Ontology annotation, cellular component: transcription factor TFIIE complex. Gene Ontology annotation, biological process: transcription initiation at RNA polymerase II promoter. The record is from RefSeq and is a predicted model, not a curated record.